Protopterus annectens (West African lungfish) is the source of this 2707-nucleotide messenger RNA. It is a transcript of the gene C16.PART0H9orf78, whose product is annotated as chromosome chr16.part0 C9orf78 homolog. Gene Ontology annotation, cellular component: spliceosomal complex. The coding region runs from base 128 to 994 and encodes 288 amino acids. Lineage: Eukaryota; Metazoa; Chordata; Ceratodontiformes; Protopteridae. Gene Ontology annotation, biological process: mRNA splicing, via spliceosome. The transcript has 9 exons. The record is from RefSeq and is a predicted model, not a curated record.
AUGUAGUUGACUUGCAAACGAUAACAAAAGCGCUUCUGGAUUACGUCAGUAAUUUGCGCCGGGUGCUGUCAGUUUAGGAAAACAAACUACGGAGAACCCUCGGAUACAGUUUUAUUAUUUUUAAAUAAUGCCGUUAGCUAAAAAUUUUAGAAGAAGAAGAGCAGAUUCCGAAGACGAGGAGGAGGAUACAAUAACUGAAGAAGUUAGAAUGAAACUUGAAGAAGCUAAAGAAGUGCAGAGCCUAAGAAAGCGGCCAAGUGGGGUGAGUGCUACAGCCUUACUUGUUGGUGAGAAGUUACCUGAAGAAAAUGUUCUAGUGGAUGAUCCAUUUAAAAUGAAAACUGGUGGCAUGGUUGACAUGAAGAAAAUAAAGGAACGGAGCAAAGAGAGGACUGGAGAAGAUGAAGAAUUGAGCCUAGGCACGUCAUUCUCUGCAGAAACAAACCGAAGAGAUGAAGAUGCUGAUAUGAUGAAAUAUAUUGAAACAGAGCUGAAGAAAAGGAAAGGGAUUGUAGAAAAUGAAGAACAAAGAGUUAAAGCUAAAAAUCCAGAAGACAGCUUAUAUGAGCUUCCAGACAGCAUUCAGGUUUCUUCUGCCAAGAGGACUGAAGAGAUGUUGUCUAAUCAGAUGCUUAGUGGUAUUCCUGAGGUGGAUCUUGGUAUUGAUGCAAAGAUAAAAAAUAUAAUUGCAACAGAAGAAGCAAAGGCCAGACUCUUAGCUGAACAGCAGAAUAAGAAAAAGGACAGUGGAACAUCCUUUGUCCCAACCAACAUUGCUGUGAACUACGUUCAACACAAUCGCUUCUAUCAUGAAGAAAUAAAUGCACCCUUGAAGAAGAACAAGGAAGAACCCAAGGCCCGUCCUUUGAGAGUAGGUGAUACUGAAAAGCCAGAACCAGAGCAAUCGCCACCAAAUCGCAAACGGCCAGCCAAUGAGAAAGCAACGGAUGAUUAUCACUAUGAGAAAUUUAAGAAAAUGAACAGAAGAUAUUAAGAACACACUCUGCAUCAGAGACUUUGUUUAUAUACAGUGUAUAUAUGUUUUCUAUUCACUGCCUAAAAAUAUGCAGACUAAAGAUAUGUAUAUGCAGUUAAAUCGUCAGAGAUCAAGAGCUUGUAUAAACUGAUAAAUGCUGUACAGCAUAAGGAUUUCUGUACUUUGUAAAACUACUUGGUCUUAGAUUUUUUUAUUAGUAUUUCAAUAUUGUACUGCACGUUUCUUGGAAAGAGUUAGCUGAGUGGGUUUUUAAAUUAUUUUACAUAGUUUAAAAGGAAGUACUUUUUUAAAUUUGCAUUCUGAACUGCAGAAGUCGGACAGCUGGAUAUUGACAGAAAAUUAAAACACAUGCCAUUAUACACUGUGGGAAGAUUUGUGCCUGUCAGGAAGUAGAUAUCUAUUCUUACAGUGAUAAAUUUGAACCUAGAAACAUGUUUCAGUCUUGUGAUUAAAAUGCAUCUCUAUGCGGCAGUAAAUUUUUUGAGCUGAGAUGUUUGUGAGGUUUGUAGGGCAGAUUUGAUAUAAACCUGCUGGUAGUUUACAUUCAGAAACCAUCAUCACACUGCAUUAUGUUUAUAAACUGUGACAAAGGGAAAGUUUGGGCUACACGUGGCUUACAUUCACUGACCAGGAAUAAAAGAUUUGGAAGUAAACUACAUAAACUUCUUCUAAGACUGUAUGGCUGCCAAGGAAUAGUUAGGAACGAAUUUUAUAAAAUUCAGAACCAGUUUCUUUGAAAAUUACUACUCUGUUUCAUUCCAUGGUUGACGUAGUCCAUUUGUCACUUGUUCCUUGAAUAAAGGUAGAUCUGCAUAGUGAAGGUAAAAUAAAUACACAGUAUCUCAAAACAGGUUGAAAGGUAAAGCAAUAAUGCAUAAAAUAUUGUUUCAUUAUUAAAUGCACACCUUUCUGCUUCACUGUUAAAUUUCAGCCCUCAGAAAAUUAAAAGACAUGGUCUUGACUUUUAUGGCCAUAACUGAAGACCAAGGUCAAAUUCCACACUUGGGUAGAGCUGCCAUUUGGUUCAUAUGCUGUUUACUUUUACUGGCAUUUCUAGUUUCUCAUUUGCUAACUUUAUAAUUAUAAUUCCCUGGUGGGUGGGUGAAGAUUAUCUUCAUAUCCUCCAGAGAGAGGGCAUGUGCGAGAAUGGUGUUAUCCAGGCAGUCAUUGGGGAAGCUUGUGCUUUUGCCAGCAUUCAUAAGAGCAUUUGUACUAAGGCCCUAUCCCCACCAUUGUUCACCCUGUCCCACAAACCCAUUAGUGUGGGACAGGGGCUACCCCUCACAUGCUGCCCAUGGGCUACCAUUACUGGCAUAGGUAACCACAGUGUAUGCCUCUGCUUACAGUGUUAGUGAAACUUGCAUCCCAUGAUACUGGAGUGACAAGCAUAACCAUCUAGGAUUCCCCUUCCCUAGGAUAGAUACUGCACAUCCUACCUGCUUGCAUUGUCAAUCAACUGAGCUAUCAGUUGAAGUAGGGUUGCCUGGACAAAAUAGUUGGGACUUUAUUUCAGUAUGCUACCAGCUGACUUCUGAUUUGCUAGCUUAAAUUUUUGGGACUUGCAUGCUUUUAUUGACUCCUGAAUGUCCCUUUACACAGUACUGAUUCACUUAUUAGGUUGUAUAUUAUUUUAUGGUUAAAAAUAAAUUGCUAGUUAUUACAGCACCAAUAUUGAUUUCAUCAGGCCUUUACUAAAGAAUGUUUUAAGAA